AUGGGGGAAACCGAUUCUACCGAGCAGAGUCCGCAAGGAGAGGUGAACUCCAAUUGUAAUGGAGGCCUUGAGACAGGAGGGGACACAGAAUCUGGAGAGAAUCCUCAACGAGAAGAAUUAAUCAAGUUGUCAAGUAGCAAUGGAGAUGCAAGGAGAGGACAGGACCCAGCCCUGGGAGCCUGCCUGGCUUCUCUUUCAGGUUCUCGAUCUCCCUUCAGGGACCCAUCCGUGCGUAUAGCCCUGAUCUGUGUCUCCGGUGUAGCUGUGGUUCUGUUCUUUGUCGUCAUUGCUUUGGUAGCAGCUCUGGCAGGGGUGCUAUCAAGGGCACCUGUGGCCUGCCCCAAUGGCUGGGUCGCGUUCCAAGGGAAAUGCUAUUAUUUCUCAGUGACUGAAGGGAACUGGACCUACAGCCGGAGCAACUGCUCUGCACUGGGUGCCUCCCUGGCUGGGAUCAACACCCAGCAGGACAUGGACUUCAUGCUGCGCUACAGAGGCCACCGUGACCACUGGUUCGGCCUCCAGAAGGACACGAACCAGCUCUGGAGAUGGGUGAAUGGCACCGAAUUCAACAGCUGGUUUCACAUCGGAGGGGGAGGGGAGUGCGCGUAUCUGAAGGAAGCAAAAGCCAUCAGCUCCUCCCGGUGCUCUAUGGAGAGACACUGGAUCUGCAGCAAACCCCACGUGUGUGUAAACGUUUAG
This is a messenger RNA of Terrapene triunguis (Three-toed box turtle), 699 nucleotides long. RefSeq names its product C-type lectin domain family 2 member A-like. Lineage: Eukaryota; Metazoa; Chordata; Testudines; Emydidae. The coding region runs from base 1 to 699 and encodes 232 amino acids. The record is from RefSeq and is a predicted model, not a curated record. The transcript has 5 exons.